AUGUGUAGCAUUGGUCUCAUAAUAGUAUUUCGUGGAAUUGUUUAUGGAAAUUAUAAAAGAGUGUGUUACUUCACAAACUGGGCACAGUAUCGGGACGGAAUAGGAAAGUAUAUGGCUAAUGAUAUCGAUCCGUAUCUUUGUACUCACGUGAUCUAUGCUUUUGCCAAGGUGGUCGGAAACAAUAUCGAACCCUAUGAAUGGAAUGAUAUAAAUGAGUGGGGUAAAGGUCAGUAUGAAAUGAUUCGUGAUGUACGGAGUAAAAAUCCUGUCUUAAAGAUACUGCUAGCCAUCGGGGGAUGGAAUCAUGGUAGUGACAAUUUUACACUAAUGGUAGCCACUCAAUCAAAUAUAGACGCAUUUGCUUCAAAUUCAAUGACAUUUCUCAGAGCUAAUAGUUUCGAUGGUCUAGAUCUUGACUGGGAAUAUCCUGCCAACAGAGGAAGUCCUCCCGAAGAUAAACAGAGGUUUACUCAGUUAGUGGAGCAAUUACGUACAAAGUACGACAAUGAAGUGUUGACUUCCGGGAGAUCACGUCUUUUGUUGACAGCCGCCGUGGCAGCCGGUAAAUCUACUAUUGAAAGUGCUUAUGAAAUCGAAAAAAUCGCAAAGCAUUUAGAUUUCAUCAAUCUCAUGUCAUACGAUUUGUUCAGUGAUUACAACAGUGUAGCACAACAUAACAGUCCAUUAUACAAAUCACUGGCUCCUAACGAAGCCUUUAAUGUAAAUUUUGCUAUCAAUAUGUGGUUGAAUGAAGGGACACCGAAACACAAACUGAUAUUAGGGAUUGCAACAUAUGGAAGGUCUUUUAUAUUACGAGACACAACCCAGACAGGACUUGGUGCUCCUACAAUGGGUGCAGGAACACCGGGAACAUUUACAAAAGAAAAAGGUUUUCUGUCAUAUUAUGAGAAAUCAUUAGGAGGUUAA
Molecule: messenger RNA, 927 nt
Organism: Mytilus californianus (California mussel)
Lineage: Eukaryota; Metazoa; Mollusca; Bivalvia; Mytilida; Mytilidae
Product: chitotriosidase-1-like
Exons: 7
Coding region: 1-927 (308 amino acids)
Biological process (GO): carbohydrate metabolic process; chitin catabolic process
Cellular component (GO): extracellular region
Molecular function (GO): chitin binding; chitinase activity
Source: RefSeq, a predicted model, not a curated record